This is a messenger RNA of Carya illinoinensis, 1368 nucleotides long. RefSeq lists its product as uncharacterized. Lineage: Eukaryota; Viridiplantae; Streptophyta; Magnoliopsida; Fagales; Juglandaceae. The transcript is spliced from 6 exons. Gene Ontology annotation, molecular function: S-adenosylmethionine-dependent methyltransferase activity. The record is from RefSeq and is a predicted model, not a curated record. Bases 233 to 1135 code for a protein of 300 amino acids.
UCUUAAAUUCCUUUGAAAAUUGAAACCUUCCACAUCUCGGAGUCUCGGACGGGCUAUAUUAUAUCCCAAUGCGGCAUUAAAGAGAAAAUCCUGAUUUUCUGUGGAUUUUCCCUUUAGCUUCCUUGAAAGGGUGUUCGGAAAGAGGAUUAGGAAGAAAGGAGGAUAAAGAAAGCUGCCCAAGAAAAAGAAAGCAAAUAGAAGUUUUUGAGUUGGGGACCGACAACCUGAAAGAAUGACUACACCCUUACCUUCGAGACUGCUGUUGCCUCUGACCACCACCACCACCACCACCACUUCUUUCUCUUCUCCCUCCUCCACUUCUUCUUCACCAGAUUUUCCUUGCAAAUCCCUGAAAACCCUCCGUUUUGGAAGCCCCAAUUUCAGUCUCUAUUCUCCCUGUUCCCCGUCAUCUUCAUCGUUUACUCGUUCUCACCGCAGAUGUAUUCGACAACACAGACGUUCUCUCUCCAGACCAACGUGGCUUUGUGGACAUAUGAGAAGGGAUCAAGGCAUGGAAAAUUGGGAAUAUGAAGAGGAGAAUGUGAUUAGCAAGUUUGGUUCAGAUGAAGAGGUUGGCAAUCAAAUUCCAACACAAGCUCAAUCUAUUGUAGAAGGAUCAGGGACAGUUCUGGUAUCAGAGUUUAACCCUGUGCCAGAUGUAGACUAUCUGCAGGAGUUAUUGGCCAUUCAACAGCAAGGGCCUAGAGCUAUUGGCUUUUUUGGAACACGGAAUAUGGGUUUCAUGCAUCAAGAACUUAUCGAGAUUCUUAGCUAUGCUAUGGUUAUAACUAAAAAUCACAUUUUUACAUCUGGAGCAUCUGGAACUAAUGCAGCUGUCAUUAGAGGUGCUUUAAGGGCUGAGAAACCAGAGCUGCUUACAGUGAUUUUGCCUCAAAGUUUAAAAAGGCAACCUCCUGAGAGCCAAGAGUUAUUAUCAAAAGUGAAGAAUGUGAUAGAGAAGCCUUACAAUGAUCAUCUACCUCUGAUAGAAGCAAGCAGGCUGUGCAAUAUGGAUAUCAUUUCACAUGUACAACAAGUCAUUUGCUUUGCAUUCCAUGAUAGUAGGUUGCUUAUGGAAACUUGUCAAGAGGCUAAAAAUAUGCGGAAGAUUGUGACUCUUUUCUACUUGGACUAGAGCUAAUUACCCAUUGCUGUAUAUGCAUUGUUUGAGAGAGAGAGAGAGAGAGAGAGAGAGAGAGGUUUCUUAUUCUUUGUUUGUAAAUUAGGAGAAGAAAUAAGACAGAUAUUGUUUCUGUAGAUUGUAACAGUAAGAAAUGGGGUCAAUUUCCCCACUUUCCUUUGUUGGAAAGAGGUGAUUUCUUAUUGGUUUUAUUAUUAAUAGGAAUGACAUUAUUACAGAUGUACCAA